AUGGAUAUUUACGAUCUGGAUAUCGGAAAGCCAGUCAACAAAAAGUGGGUUGUCGAGGCCAAAGUCGGCGAAGGAGCCUGCGGUGUUGUUUACCGCGUCCAUGACGUCGAAAACAAAAAGAUUAAGGCAGCUCUUAAGGUGAGAUUCUGCUACAACAAUAUUUAAAUUAAUAUUUUAGACUGAAGCUAACGAUGAAAACGGAGUCUUGAGGAAAGAAGCAAAUGUAAUCAAACAACUCCAACUUCGAAAGCACAUGGUCCGCCUUAUCCACUGUGGAAAGCGAGAACAGUAUUCCUAUAUUGUAAUGACCCUCUAUGGGAAGAAUCUAAACCAGAUCAAAAAAGAUUACGAGCUCAAGAACUUCACUCAUGGAUGUGUGUCCAAGAUUGCCAUUCAAGCAUUAUAUGCCAUUAAGCAAGUCCAUGAAAUCGGAUAUAUACAUCGAGAUGUGAAACCUUCCAAUAUGGUGAUCGGGCGACAAGGAAUGGAGAAGAGAAUGGUGUUCUUGAUCGAUUUCGGAAUGUGUCGCGCUUAUGCCGUAUGGGAAGGUGGAGUGGCAAGACAUCGAAAAGCUCGUGAAAAGGCUCUGUUAAGAGGAACGGCUCGAUAUUGUUCUCCACAAGUCCAUUCAAGACAAGAACAAGGCCGCAGGGACGAUGUUUGGGCACUAGGUAAGAGUAAAAAAUGUGAAGAGCAUAAUAUUAACUACUUCUAGUCUAUGUCAUGGUCGAAUUAGCAGACAAAUUACCUUGGACCGGGAAGAAGGCAAGUCAACCUUUACCUAAAAUGACAAAACCUAGGAGCCAGAGACUGCCAAAAUGAAGCAAGAAAUUACCGACGAGAAAUUACUUGAACACUGUCCUUCAGAAUGGUUGGACAUUUUCACCCAUAUCCGCAAUCUAACUUAUGAAGACCGUCCGAAUUACAGAUUAAUUUAUGAUAAACUUCUGGCCACCAUGACACGUCUCAAGACAACUUUCACCGAUCUUUAUGAUUGGGAAGUGAUCCAGAGCCAGAAAAAGGCAGAUCAAAAGGACAAGAGCAGCACUCAGUCCAGCGCUGAUGCUAGAUCUUCGACCACUGCAUCCAAUUCUAAGGAAAGUCCUUACCCCUUCCCGAAUGUCAACCCAGUGGAAUUUGAUAGCAACGACAUCAAACUUUGA
Molecule: messenger RNA, 1163 nt
Organism: Bursaphelenchus xylophilus (pine wood nematode)
Lineage: Eukaryota; Metazoa; Nematoda; Chromadorea; Rhabditida; Aphelenchoididae
Source: the annotation of a GenBank genome assembly